Molecule: messenger RNA, 1083 nt
Organism: Zygotorulaspora mrakii
Lineage: Eukaryota; Fungi; Ascomycota; Saccharomycetes; Saccharomycetales; Saccharomycetaceae
Gene: CAK1
Product: cyclin-dependent protein kinase-activating kinase CAK1
Exons: 1
Coding region: 1-1083 (360 amino acids)
Biological process (GO): protein phosphorylation; regulation of mitotic cell cycle
Cellular component (GO): nucleus
Molecular function (GO): protein kinase activity; ATP binding
Source: RefSeq, a predicted model, not a curated record
AUGACAGCACUUUCGCAGCUGAACGCUAGUGAAAAGAAAUUGUUGAAGUCGACUAGGCUAGCAACGAUAUAUACUGCAGACACAUAUGCUAUAAAGUCCGUUUCAAGGGAUUUUACCAUUGAACCACAUAACCCGAAUUUUGAACUUUCCGUACUUUUGAAACUAUCGCCGAAAUGCAAUCCAUAUGUUAUACAGCUUAUAGAUUGGAGAUCUGUCGGGGAUGACUUGGAGCUACUUUUUCCUUUAUAUCAAAUGGAUCUCCAUGACUUCAUGAGAAGAAAAUAUAAAUCAUCCCUCAACCCUUACUAUACUAUAUCAGAAGGAACAUCUUGCCAUGCCGGUUUCAGAAACAGGUUUGAUGUUGACAAACACGCCUUUAAUUUUGUAUCUCAAUUGGCACAUGGUUUAGACUUUUUGCACUCGAAUGGGAUAAUUCACCGUGAUAUCAAGCCACAAAAUAUUUUGAUUGACCGGAAAAACGAUUUGACUACUUUGGUCAUAACAGAUUUCGGAAUUUCCUAUGAUUCUCAAAAUUUGCAGCAGCUGAAAGUGGAACCACUUGAUAAAAAGAUCACAGAUGUUUCUACAUCAGUUUACAAAGCACCAGAACUUUUAUUUGGUGUGAAAAAUUAUACUUAUGCUAUAGACAUAUGGGCUUUGAUGGUCUUGAUCUCUCAAUGGUUUCAAGAGAAGGCCGAGAAUCCACAUCACUCUAUUCCUGCGAUAUUUGAUGAUGGAUCCGGCUCUUUCAGUGAUGGUGGCUCUGGUAGCGACAUAAAACUCAUAAUUUCCAUUUUUGACCAAUUGGGAAGACCAUCUAUAGCCGAAUGGCCUGAAGUGCAAAAUUACGGUUCCUGUGACGCCUUAUGUGGUAUGUUCGGCUCUGAUGGAGAUAAUAAAUAUAUCUUAAAUCAAUCAUACGAGGAUCGGCUGAAACGACUCCAUGCAAUAUUACCAAGAUUAAGCGAAAUUUCGAACAGUAAAGAACAAUCUGCUCUCACGAAUUGUAUUCUUGGCAUGUUAUCUUUUGAAUCAUCGAGUCGUUGGAAAAGUAUCGACAUAAUAAAUGAAUUAUCCAGGUAA